Molecule: messenger RNA, 522 nt
Organism: Aplosporella prunicola CBS 121167
Lineage: Eukaryota; Fungi; Ascomycota; Dothideomycetes; Botryosphaeriales; Aplosporellaceae
Exons: 1
Molecular function (GO): protein binding
Source: RefSeq, a predicted model, not a curated record
AUGGAGCGAGGAACUUCAAUCAAAUCCAUUCUUCAACGUGGCUCAGACCGGACUCCUCUCCACUAUGCGUCAGAACACGGCCACGCAGAUGCCAUUCGCGUCCUGAUUGCCCGCGGUGCAGACAUUACCGCCAGAGCUAAAGGAGGCAAAACCCCACUACACGUCGCAGGAGGAGACGAGGAAGUAGUCGAGGCAUUGAUAUCUCUGGGGUCCGAUAUGACAGCCGAAGAUGACACUGGUGCCACGCCACUCCACACUCUCGCCAUGGCUGGGCAGACAGCCGGCAUAAGAACACUUUUGGAUGCCCGUUGCCCUGCUCAUUCUAUCGACAAGGCACAGAGUACGCCUCUUCAUCUCGCCUGCCGCCGGCCAAACAAUGCAAGCGCUGUCUCGACUCUCCUCUCCGCCGGCGCAUACGUCAAUGCACCCGACGCAGAAGGCGUAAGACCUUUGCACGAAGCUUGCCAGUACGGAAACGUAGAACUCAUCCAGCUACUAGCCACUGCUGGCGCCGACCUGGAA